CCUCGAUAAAAGAAAAGGCGGAGCACUCAUCGCUGUUUUCUCGUGUGCACGAGCUUCUUGUGUUCCUCUCUUGAAGUUGAAGAUGAUGAAGUUGUUUGAGCUACGUAAUCGUUCUUCUAUCCAUCGAUGGCGGUUCCCUCACUCUGUAUCGCCGAUGGAACCUUUCCCACUGAUUUUUUCCACUGGAGUUCAACCCGACGACCGACCUAUGAUCGGUUUACGAACCCGAAACUCGGAUUCCAUAGACGUUUUCGUUACGGUGGGAGAGUGACGGCGACGGUGAAUCCCUAUUCGUACACGGAGGCGGCACGGCCCGAGGAGAGGAAGGGGUUGAAUGAUUUUUUGGUGGAGGCUAGAGGUUUCGUCAGAUCAGACGGCGGAGAUGGUGGUCCGCCUCGGUGGUUCUCUCCGUUGGAAUGUGGCGCACGUGCUCCGGAUUCUCCUCUCCUUCUCUACUUACCUGGGAUCGAUGGUACUGGAUUAGGGCUCAUUCGCCAGUAUAAGAAGCUUGGAGAGAUAUUUGACAUAUGGUGCCUUCACUUUCCAGUCAGUGAUCGUACUCCUGCUCGAGACAUUGUGAAGCUUAUUGAGAGGACAGUUAGGUCAGAGUACUUCCGUUUACCAAAUAGACCGAUUUAUAUAGUUGGAGAAUCUAUUGGAGCUUCUUUUGCUAUAGAUGUUGCAGCCAGUAACCCUGACAUCGAUCUUGUCUUGAUUCUGGCUAAUCCAGUUACACGUUUUAAUAACAUCAUGUUGCAACCUUUAUCUAGUCUACUGGAAAUUUUGCCUGACAGAGUUCCCAGUUUGCUUGAAGAGUAUUUUAGGUUUGAACAAGGUUAUCCGUUUGCGGCAAUGUUCGAGACAAUGCUGAAUGAAACUGAUGCCGCACAGAUGGGUGGAGGGCUAUUAAGAAACUACUUUGCAACUUCAGUUAAUCUAACAACUCUGGUUAGGAUAUUUCCCAAGGACACACUUCUAUGGAAGCUUCAACUGCUUAAAUCUGCUUCAGCAUCUGCUAAAUCUCACAUGUACACAGUCAAAGCCCAAACACUGAUACUUCUGAGUGGACGCGAUCAAUGGUUACUGAACAAGGAAGACAUUGAAAGACUCCGUUGUACAUUGCCGAAAUGUGAAGUCCGUAAGUUUGAGAAUAACGGACAGUUGCUCUUUUUGGAGGAUGGGGUAGAUCUGGUGACUAUCAUCAAGUGCAGUUAUUAUUAUCGCCGUGGAAAAUUGCUUGAUUACGUUUCUGAUUACAUUCCGCCUACCCCAUUUGAGCUUAAAGAGUAUGAAGAAUCACAAAGAUUGUUAACUGCUAUUACCUCCCCAGUUUUUCUCUCAACGCUAGAAAAUGGCACAGUAGUAAGAUCACUAGCGGGAAUACCUUCAGAGGGACCAGUUCUGUAUGUUGGCAAUCACAUGUUGCUUGGUACCGAACUGCGUCCAGCAGCAAUACAUUUCUUGAAAGAAAAGAACAUUUCGUUGCGAGGAAUGGCACAUCCAGUGAUGUUUACCAGAAAGAUUGGCUCAAAACUCCCGGAUAUGCAGAUGUUCGACUCAGUAAGGAUGAUAGGCGCAGUUCCAGUCUCAAAUAUAAAUUUCUAUAAACUACUACGUUCAAAGGCUCAUGUGGUUUUGUAUCCUGGAGGUGUUCGUGAAGCUUUGCACAGAAAGGGUGAAGCAUACAAGUUAUUUUGGCCAGAACAUUCAGAGUUUGUAAGGACCGCAUCUACAUUUGGAGCGAAAAUCAUUCCUUUUGGAGUUGUUGGAGAAGAUGAUCUCUGUGAAGUGGUCUUCGAUUACAAUGAUCAAAUGAAGAUCCCUAUCUUGAAGAAUCUUAUAAAAGAGAUAACAGAAGAAUCUACUUACUUGAGGACCGGUGAAGAAGGAGAAGUAGGAAACCAAGAUUUGCAUAUGCCUGGAAUAAUUCCCAAGAUUCCGGGACGGUAUUACGUACACUUUGGGAAACCAAUAGAAACAAAAGGUAGAGAGAAAGAGCUAAAGGAUAAAGAGAGAGCUCAUGAGGUUUACUUGCAGGUCAAGUCUGAGGUAGAAAGAUGUAUGACAUAUUUGAAGACCAAAAGAGAAACUGAUCCUUACAGAAACAUUUUGCCAAGGUCGCUCUAUCACCUCGCACACGGUUUCUCUUCUGAAAUCCCAACCUUUGAUCUCUGAUAUCAAUAAAUAUAGUUACUUGAUUUGAGACUUUAAUUAACUUUUUGAAAUCAAUAUUCAAAAAGCAUAUCUGCAUAUGGCAGCUAAUGUAGAAAUUGAGUAAGUUCGGGGUGGUAUGUUAAAAUUUCAUACAACACAUUUUACGUUGAAGACUUAAAGGUUUGUGUUUUCUUUUUUCUUUUUAAAUAUAGAAACUAGAUAUUCACUG
Camelina sativa (false flax) is the source of this 2383-nucleotide messenger RNA. RefSeq names its product phytyl ester synthase 2, chloroplastic-like. NCBI's taxonomy places the organism in Eukaryota, Viridiplantae, Streptophyta, Magnoliopsida, Brassicales, Brassicaceae. The record is from RefSeq and is a predicted model, not a curated record. Gene Ontology annotation, cellular component: membrane.